Molecule: messenger RNA, 646 nt
Organism: Asterias rubens (European starfish)
Lineage: Eukaryota; Metazoa; Echinodermata; Asteroidea; Forcipulatida; Asteriidae
Product: monocarboxylate transporter 12-like
Exons: 3
Coding region: 65-646 (193 amino acids)
Biological process (GO): monocarboxylic acid transport; transmembrane transport
Molecular function (GO): monocarboxylic acid transmembrane transporter activity
Source: RefSeq, a predicted model, not a curated record
UAAUUUUGCUUUUCCAGGGAUCUUCAUUGCAGUUCUACUGAAAAAAAUCGGAGCUAGACCGCUGAUGAUUAUUAGCGGCGCGGUAAUUGCUGUAUCUGUGAUCAUAGCCGCAGUGGUAUCGACAUCAUUAGUCCACAUUGCUCUGUGUUUCAUCGUAAGCAGUUUUGGAUUUGCCAUGAUGCGAAAUGCUUCAGUCGCAGUUCUAUUGAAAUAUUUCCCGGAUAAUUUCGCCUCCAUGAAUGGGUUGAGUUUGAUAGGAGGCCCUUUGGGUAUGAUGAUCGUCCCUCCCGUGGUUCAGCAACUGAUCCAGCUGUAUGAUUGGCGAGGUGCUCUGGCUCUUCUCGGUGCUAUGUCGGCAAAUUUGUGCGUUUUCGCCGCUCUAUUUAGACCUCUGCGGACCCAAAACUCCUACACACCAAUAGCUGAUGAUGAGCCGAGCUCUACAACUAACCCACCUGCGAUCGAGUCACUUUGGCAGAAAUUUAGACAAACGUUUGGAAUAAUAAGUGAUAAAAUUUACUUCCAAAUGUUCGUUGAUGAACCUGGAUUCGUCACCAUCCAGAUUAUUAGCUUCCUUUGGGGAACCGUGUUCGGUGCAUAUUUGGGCGCGUUUUGUCCGGCUUUUCAAUCGACCACGGACUGGUAA